AUGUGGAUAUUUGUCAUGGCAGCAUUUAUAAUCCAGGCACUGGGAACAGAAUGUCAUUCCUGUUUUCUCAAAAGACCUGUGAAUCCUGAAGUUCUUUUAAGUGCUAGUCAGAUCAUUUGCUACUGGAAAUACCCACUUGAAGUGCAUGAAGUUGAAACUGCUGAUUCAUAUAUCCUUACCCUUCAUAGAAUUCCUUAUGGAAGAGCAGGCAAUAAAGUACCAGGUCAGCGGCCUGUUAUAUUUUUGCAGCAUGGUUUGUUGUCAUCAGCUGUCACCUGGAUUAGCAACCUUCCCAACAAUAGCCUGGCCUUCAUCCUGGCAGAUGCAGGUUUUGAUGUGUGGAUGGGAAACAGCCGGGGGAAUACCUAUUCCCUGAAACAUGCCACCUUGUCAACAAAUUCCAAAGAGUAUUGGGCUUUCAGUUUUGAUGAAAUGGCUAGAUAUGAUCUUCCGGCCUCCAUUGACUACAUUGUGAAAAAAACUGGGCAGAAGAUAUACUAUGUGGGCCAUUCUCAAGGCACACUUAUUGGUUUCCUGGCAUUCUCUACCUUACCUGAGCUGUCUCAGAAAGUCAAAGCUUUAUAUGCCUUAGCUCCAGGGAUUUCUAUUAAGCACACCAGAAGUCUACCUUUUAGGCUGCUUUUUAUGAUGCGUCAGUCAAUGCUCAAGAUGAUGAGAAUUACCAGUGAUGGGUCUGCAGGUGGUGGUGGGCUGUAUGAUGGAAAAGUUGAGGAACUUUUACUGGGCAACAAGGAUGUCCUGCCUGAGACUGCCAUCACCAAGUUUCUGGCCACUACAGUAUGCAACAAUAAGAUAACUGGUGUCAUAUGUGGCAAAAUCAUCCUCAGUUUUUAUGGAUUUAAUCCAAAAAAUAUAAACAUGAGUCGAAUUGAUGUCUAUGUGUCACAUGGCCUCCAGGGAACAUCUAGCCAGAACCUUCUCCAUUAUGCCCAGAGUUUUCAUGACAUUGAAAAUGUUACACGAGCUUAUGAUUAUGGGACUCGAAAAGAGAAUCUGGCUCAUUAUAAUCAGCCUACUCCUCCAAGGUACAACCUGUCAUCUAUGAGAGUGCCAAUCGCACUGUGGAGUGGUCAAAAAGAUUUGGUGACUGACCCAGAAGAUGUUGCCAUCUUAGUUUCCCAAAUCCCCAACCUGAUUUACCAUAAGACUCUGCCUAAAUACACUCAUUUGGAUUUUAUUUUUGGUGUUAAUGCACCUGAAGAUAUUUAUAAUGAAAUCAUUAAUAUGAUAAAGAAAUCCCAAUAA
Messenger RNA from Gracilinanus agilis (Agile Gracile Mouse Opossum), 1266 nucleotides. Its product is annotated as gastric triacylglycerol lipase-like. Gene Ontology annotation, molecular function: sterol ester esterase activity. Lineage: Eukaryota; Metazoa; Chordata; Mammalia; Didelphimorphia; Didelphidae. Gene Ontology annotation, cellular component: intracellular membrane-bounded organelle. Gene Ontology annotation, biological process: sterol metabolic process. The coding region runs from base 1 to 1266 and encodes 421 amino acids. The record is from RefSeq and is a predicted model, not a curated record. The transcript has 10 exons.